Messenger RNA from Penicillium manginii, 1326 nucleotides. RefSeq lists its product as uncharacterized. The record is from RefSeq and is a predicted model, not a curated record. Lineage: Eukaryota; Fungi; Ascomycota; Eurotiomycetes; Eurotiales; Aspergillaceae. The transcript has 3 exons. Gene Ontology annotation, biological process: peptidoglycan turnover; amino sugar metabolic process. Gene Ontology annotation, molecular function: phosphotransferase activity, alcohol group as acceptor; ATP binding. Bases 1 to 1326 code for a protein of 441 amino acids.
AUGGGCUCAACAAACCCCGCAGAUGAGAUCUCCGGCUCUGCAUUAGAUUUGACUGUUCUCGGUCUCAAUAGUGGCACAUCGAUGGAUGGCAUCGACUGCGCACUUUGUCGAUUUCGUCAAGAGACACCGGAGUCGCCGAUGCAUUUUGAGCUGCUCAAAUAUGGCGAAAUUCCAUUGGAACCAGUGAUCAAGAAGCGGGUAAUGAACAUGAUUCUGCACAACCAUACAUCGCCCUCCGAACUUUCAGAAGUAAAUGUGAUCCUCGGUGAGACGUUCGCAUCUGCCGUGCAUCAAUUCUGCAAAGAAUAUCAAAUCGAGAUCGACUCGAUCGAUGCACUAGGCUCUCAUGGCCAAACAAUUUGGCUUCUAUCUAUGCCGCAACCUGGUGAGACGCGCAGCGCAUUAACGAUGGCAGAAGGCUCAUUCCUGGCAUCUCGUACUGGUAUUACUUCUGUCACCGACUUUCGCGUCAGUGAUCAAGCAGCCGGUCGCCAAGGGGCGCCUUUGAUAGCUUUCUUCGACGCCCUUGUCCUGCACCAUCCGACCAAGCUACGUGCCUGCCAAAAUAUCGGCGGUAUCGCAAAUGUUUGUUUCAUUCCACCUGACUCACAUGGCGGAGUUGAUGCAUGCUAUGAUUUCGAUACGGGCCCUGGAAAUGUCUUUAUCGAUGCUGUUGUGCGACAUUACACAGACGGCCAACGCGAGUACGACAAGGACGGCGAGAUGGGCGCCCGGGGAUCUGUAGAUCAGCAGCUCGUGGACGAGUUCUUGAGACAUCCCUACUUCGCUUUAGAUCCCCCUAAAACCACUGGCCGUGAAGUUUUCCGCGACACGCUGGCGCAUGAGUUGAUCAAAAAGGCUGAGGCCAGAGGCUUGAAACCUGAUGAUGUCGUUGCUACUAUCACUCGUGUCACUUCGCAAGCUAUCGUCGAUCAUUAUCGACGCUAUGCACCCGAGGGACUUGAGAUCGCAGAGAUCUUCAUGUGUGGUGGUGGGGCGUAUAAUCCAAACAUUUCGGCUUUCAUCCAGGAAAACUAUCCUAACACUAAGAUCCUCAUGCUUGAUGAUGCUGGGAUCCCCGGCGGAGCAAAGGAGGCCAUCACUUUUGCCUGGCAAGGUAUGGAAGCGAUUGUCGGUCGGUCGAUUCCAGUUCCCACUCGCGUGGAAAAUCGCCAGGAGUAUGUAUUGGGAAAAGUCUCACCAGGUAAAAACUACCGGAAGGUCCUACGUCACGGUAUGCUGUUUGGUGCCGGACGUGACCAUUUGGCACCUGUCAAGGAACUGGUGAACUAUGUCGAUGGUCAGAUUUUCGAUAAUAAAUGGUGA